Molecule: messenger RNA, 1916 nt
Organism: Aspergillus alliaceus
Lineage: Eukaryota; Fungi; Ascomycota; Eurotiomycetes; Eurotiales; Aspergillaceae
Product: Zn(II)2Cys6 transcription factor
Exons: 2
Coding region: 1-1881 (626 amino acids)
Biological process (GO): regulation of DNA-templated transcription
Molecular function (GO): DNA-binding transcription factor activity, RNA polymerase II-specific; zinc ion binding
Source: RefSeq, a predicted model, not a curated record
AUGGUGUACUGUGGCCGCCCUUCCACCAGUUGCAAUAACUGUAGGGCCAAGAAACGACGAUGCGACAAGGCUCUCCCGGGAUGUGGACAGUGUCACCGUAUGGGACAGCAAUGCCCCGGCUAUCGAGACCCCACAAGUCUCAUUUUUCGAGACCAAAGUAGCCAGGUCAUCGACAAAGCGCGCGCGAGAAUCACGAAACGGGUCGCCUCCCGCGAGCAUACCCCAAGCGAGCAGGCUCGCUCUCAGAGUGCCGAGCUGCCGGUGCAACUGGCGGAGGGCAUGCUGAAUGAGGAUCCUCUAUUUUUUAAUUAUAAUCAGGAUAUUCUGGGGCGCAAUAUCCUACAGGUAGACAGCACUUCGCCCGAUAGUGACAGCGCAGGCCAGACGGUGCUGGGCAGCGGCAGUACAUUGUCGACCUGGCCCAGAAUAGGGAGCGAGAACUCAGGGGACGGAGAUGAGGCGGGCGAGGGAGACCCUAAUGGUCAGAGGGCAGUCCCCGCGCCGUUUGCCCUCCCACUCGACAUGAUCGCGUUGAACUACUUCCUGACGCACUACGUUGUGCGGCAGUCCCUUCCAUCCUCGGGCUUUCUAGAUUACAUACUCGGCAUUCUGUCAACGGAGGACGGUCAUGACAUCCUGGAGGGGGCCAUCCUAGCCGUAGGCUUUACCGGAUUGGCCCACAAUGCCCGCCAGGUAGGCCUGAUGAAUCGGUCGAGGGCCAUGUAUACCAGGACAAUCGAGCGAAUGAACCGAGCUUUGGCAGAUCCGCAGGCGGCACGCCGACAUAGCACGAUUGUCACCGUGCUGGUUCUCUCCCUGUAUGAAUUCAGCGAGUCCUCACUUGACGGCUGGGAGCGGCAUAUCGAGGGUGCCACCUCGCUGCUGACACUGCGGGGGAAGGCACAGUUCACCACCCCCAUCGGCCUCCAGAUAUUCAAGGACGUCUUUGGCCUUCUAUUGACCAACUGCCUGCGUAUGGGGAGGCCGAUCUCUUCAAGCCUCCGCAUGAUCCGUGCCGAAGCGGCCAAAGAAAUCAGUGCCUCAGACCCCUACUGGGUCGCCAGUAGCGGCCUCAUCGAAAUCAUGGAUCUCUACCGUCAGAUCUCUCCGGGGGGCUUCACCUUUAUAACCGAUAGCUCAACCGACCCCUCCGGGAACGGUGCUACGGAAACGGAGUUGCCUAUUGAUGAUCUAGAACGAUACCUCUCCCAAGCCUUGGAUAUUGACCACCGACUCGAGAGCCGAUUCUCAGAGUGCUCUCCGGAGUGGCAGUUCACCGUCGUGCAGGACACCACUCGGGACCCCACUCGUGUGCACGGUGACGUCUACCAUAGCUAUAAUGACGCCUCGGUGGCCGGCGUGUGGAACAAUAUGCGCGCCGGUCGUAUCCUAGCUAUCCACGCCAUUUGCCAUCUCCUCCUGCGAGGCGCCAAGUCAAAACCCAGCUGGUUCUUCUCCGGACACUACGCGGAUCAGCUGCAGCAGUUCAGCCGCACGAUGACAAACGUCCGUGAUGACAUCCUCGCCUCCGUGCCCCAGCUAACGAGCUAUUUCCCUUUCCCUGCCCAGAAGCAACUACAGCCACUAGGCCUGGGGCAGCCGGUCGAGGAGGCAACGAAGCUGAUGGAUCCCCUGACUUCCUCCACGAACAGCUCUUCCCCUGGCUUCCACCAAGCCACGUACAUGGGCUCCGCAGUCGGUGCGUAUUUCGCGAGCUGGAUACUCCUACUCGUCGGCUCAAUGCACAGUAACUCAGACGAAACGCGGCAGUGGAUUGUAAACCAGCUACGGCACAUCAGCUUGCAGUCAGGCCUCACGCAAGCCGACCUCUUUGCCGGUUACGUCGAGUCAAAUCAACUCCGCCCACCGCUGAGCACCUAAGAUGAAUGAACUCCCUGUGAACUGGCUGGCGUGUA